Messenger RNA from Trichechus manatus latirostris (Florida manatee), 7382 nucleotides. It is a transcript of the gene SLK, whose product is annotated as STE20 like kinase. The transcript has 19 exons. The record is from RefSeq and is a predicted model, not a curated record. Bases 107 to 3832 code for a protein of 1241 amino acids. Gene Ontology annotation, molecular function: ATP binding; protein serine/threonine kinase activity; protein binding. NCBI's taxonomy places the organism in Eukaryota, Metazoa, Chordata, Mammalia, Sirenia, Trichechidae. Gene Ontology annotation, biological process: protein phosphorylation.
GAGCCCCCGCGCCCGCCGGGUUCGCGCGAGACAGGAGGGAGGAGAAACUUUGCCUUUUAUUGUUGUGUUUAGUCCUUAAGUGCAAGGAACUCUGUUGGGAGAAAGAAUGUCCUUCUUCAAUUUCCGUAAGAUCUUCAAGUUGGGGAGCGAGAGGAAGAAAAAGCAGUACGAACAUGUGAAGAGGGACCUGAACCCCGAGGAGUUUUGGGAAAUUAUAGGCGAGUUGGGCGACGGAGCCUUUGGGAAAGUGUACAAGGCUCAGAAUAAAGAGACCAAUGUUUUAGCUGCUGCAAAGGUGAUUGACACCAAAUCUGAAGAAGAACUUGAAGAUUACAUGGUUGAGAUUGAUAUAUUAGCAUCUUGUGAUCACCCAAAUAUAGUCAAGCUCCUAGAUGCCUUCUAUUAUGAGAACAAUCUUUGGAUCCUCAUUGAAUUUUGUGCAGGUGGAGCAGUGGAUGCUGUGAUGCUUGAACUUGAGAGACCAUUAACUGAGGCACAAAUACAAGUAGUUUGCAAACAGACUUUAGAGGCAUUAAACUACUUACAUGAUAAUAAAAUCAUCCACAGAGAUCUAAAGGCGGGCAACAUUCUUCUUACCUUAGAUGGAGAUAUUAAAUUGGCGGAUUUUGGAGUAUCAGCUAAAAACACAAGGACAAUUCAAAGAAGAGAUUCCUUUAUUGGUACACCAUAUUGGAUGGCUCCUGAAGUAGUCAUGUGUGAAACAUCUAAAGACAGACCUUAUGACUACAAAGCUGACGUUUGGUCCCUGGGUAUCACUUUAAUAGAAAUGGCUGAGAUAGAACCACCUCAUCAUGAAUUAAAUCCAAUGCGAGUGCUGCUAAAAAUAGCAAAAUCUGAGCCCCCUGCAUUAGCACAGCCAUCAAGAUGGUCUUCGAAUUUUAAGGACUUUCUAAAGAAAUGCUUAGAAAAGAAUGUGGAUGCCAGGUGGAAUACAUCUCAGCUGUUGCAGCAUCCCUUUGUUACUGUCGAUUCUAACAAACCAAUCCGAGAACUGAUUGCAGAGGCAAAGGCUGAAGUAACAGAAGAAGUUGAAGAUGGCAAAGAAGAAGAUGAUGAUGAGGAAACAGAAAAUUCUCUGCCAAUACCUGCAAGUAAGCGUGCUUCAUCUGACCUUAGUAUUGCCAGCUCUGAAGAAGAUAAACUUUCACAAAAUGCUUGUAUUUUGGAAUCUGUCUCAGAAAAAACAGAACGUGAUACUGCUGAAGAUAAAUUUAGCAGCAAACUUCUUGAUGAAAAACCCACCACUGAUGAACCUGAAAAAGCAGUGGAGGGUAUUAAUGAACAUACUAAUGAUGCUCAUUCAGAAGCUACAAUUGAACUCCAAAAUAGAACAACAUUAAUCGAAGAGAAUUGGAGAGAGGAAAAGAGACGUAAGCUUGAAAAUCUACCUGACACAGAAGACCAAGAAACUAUGGAUAUCAAUUCAGUCAGUGAAGGAAAAGAGAAUAAUAUAGUAAUAACUUUAGAAACAAAUACUGAACAUAAUCUGAAACCUGAGGAAGAAAGGGAUCAGGAAAAGCAACCGAUAUUUGAAAAUAAGCUUAUAGAAUCUGAAGAAAUUAAAGAUACUAUUAUUCAAACAGUGGAUUUAGUUUCUCAAGAGACUGGAGAAAAAGAGGCAGAUAUUCAGGCAGUUGACAAUGAAGCUAAGCUUACAAAGGAAGACACCCAAGAGAAACUGGGAAAAGAUGACCAAACUCAAAAAGAUGUGAUCAGCGAUAUAGGCAGUGUGGUAGGAACAAAUGAGGCGGUAGACGUUGAUCAGAGGACAGUUGAAAACAAAGCUGAGGAUGCUCAGAGAAAUGAUGGGAAAGAAGUGGUUGAAGUAAACCAGGAAUUAAUAAGUCAGCCCAAACUGGGUCCUGAGACUGGUGGUACUGAGGAAGUUCCUAUUAAAGAAGUCGUUGAAACUAAUGAGACAGAUCAAAAAUCUUUAGAAAGUAAAAGUAAGGAACAAUUAGUCAACAGUUCAGGGAACAUAUUGGAGACCAAUGAGGAACCAGGGGCAAAUGAAGAUGAAUCAAAUAGCACUGAAGAAAUUGAGGUCAGAAGUGCAGUGAUUCAUACUGAUCAGAAGACUUUAGGAAGUGAAACUGGGGAUGCUUAUAAAGCCACAACUCAGAUAGAUACAAAGCAAAAAGAAAUUCCAUGUAAAGUGCCAGUUAAAACAGAACCUGAAGUUACUGCAGCUUCACAGCCCAAUGAACCUCAGCCUUUUCCAAUACCCAGUAUUAAUAUCAACUCUGAAAAUGCAGAAAAUAAAGGAGUAAUAGAUGCUUUAUCUGCUUUAUCAAUUACUAAUCCCACGUUGCUACCAGAGUUUGAGAAUCAAAAGGAAAAUGAUACUGAUUCAGGCACUGGUUCCACUGCUGAUAAUAGCAGCAUUGACUUGAAUUUAUCCAUCUCUAGUUUCCUAAGUAAAACUAAAGACAGUGGAUCAAUAUCUUUACAAGAAACAAGAAGACAGAAGAAAACAUUGAAGAAGACACGCAAAUUUGUUGUUGAUGGUGUAGAAGUGAGUGUAACAACAUCAAAGAUAGUUACAGAUAGUGAUUCCAAAACUGAAGAAUUGAGAUUUCUUAGACGUCAGGAACUUCGGGAAUUAAGGUUUCUUCAAAAAGAAGAGCAAAGAGCACAACAACAGCUUAAUAGUAAACUGCAGCAACAACGAGAACAAAUUUUCCGGCGCUUUGAGCAAGAAAUGAUGAGUAAAAAGCGACAAUAUGACCAAGAGAUUGAGAAUCUAGAAAAACAGCAGAAACAGACGAUUGAACGUCUAGAACAAGAACACACAAAUCGUUUGCGAGAUGAAGCCAAGCGUAUUAAAGGAGAGCAAGAGAAAGAGCUGUCCAAAUUUCAGAAUAUGCUAAAGAACCGAAAGAAGGAGGUUAUAAAUGAAGUGGAGAAAGCACCCAAAGAGCUGAGAAAAGAGCUCAUGAAACGCAGGAAAGAGGAGCUUGCACAAAGCCAGCAUGUUCAGGAACAAGAGUUUGUUCAGAAGCAACAACAAGAAUUAGAUGGCUCUUUGAAAAAGAUCAUCCAACAACAGAAGGCAGAGUUAGCCAAUAUUGAAAGAGAGUGCCUGAAUAACAAACAACAGCUCAUGAGAGCUCGAGAAGCUGCAAUUUGGGAGCUUGAAGAAAGACACUUACAAGAAAAACACCAGAUGCUGAAACAGCAACUUAAAGAUCAGUAUUUCAUGCAAAGACAUCAGCUACUUAAGCGCCACGAGAAGGAGACAGAACAAAUGCAGCGCUACAAUCAACGACUUAUUGAGGAAUUGAAAAACAGACAGACUCAAGAAAGAGCAAGGCUGCCCAAGAUUCAGCGCAGUGAAGCCAAGACUCGAAUGGCCAUGUUUAAGAAAAGCUUGAGAAUUAACUCAACAGCCACACCAGAUCAGGACCGUGAAAAAAUUAAACAGUUUUCGACUCAGGAAGAAAAGAGGCAGAAAAAUGAGAGAAUGGCUCAGCAUCAGAAACAUGAAAAUCAGAUGCGGGAUCUUCAGUUGCAGUGUGAAGCCAAUGUCCGAGAACUGCAUCAGCUGCAGAAUGAAAAAUGUCACCUAUUAGUUGAGCAUGAGACUCAGAAACUGAAGGAGUUAGAUGAGGAGCACAGCCAAGAAUUAAAGGAGUGGAGAGAGAAAUUGAGACCUAGGAAAAAGACACUGGAAGAAGAGUUUGCCAGGAAACUGCAGGAACAGGAAGUGUUCUUUAAAAUGACCGGGGAGUCCGAAUGCCUUAACCCUUCAGCACAGAGCCGGAUUUCCAAAUUCUAUCCUAUUCCUAGCUUGCAUUCCACGGGGUCGUAACAGUGGGAGCAGUCUUUGAUUGGGUUUGGCUCUUUUAAAUAUGUCAUUCUAUUCUCUUCAUCUUCUGCCACAGUCUGUGUCACAUAGUUCACGGAGACAAUCACCUGCCUCACCUUCUAGGUGUUUUUUCAUUUGUUUGUUUUAAAGCAAAGAUGAAGGGGAAAGGAACUAAGACAGAUGCUGGGCCAUGUUGGCAAAGUGGCAUCUUGCAGUAAUUCCCUAAGGUGAUUUUCUAUGUUAAUCUAAAAAUUUUUGUUCUUUAGACACUGUUACUUGAGAAACUGUUAGAGAAAUGUUUAAAGUUAUUAAAAAAACAAAAACAAAAAAACAACUGUUAUAUCACUUAGUAUCAAUAAAUAUCUUUUUAUCUGAUCUAAUGUCUCGAUGAUGCCUAAAUUCUGUAGCUGAAACUCUGCUGUCAAGAGUUGGAAUAAUUUUCUUUUGGUGAAUCAGCUCUCAUGAGAAAGUUGUGAGUUGCUCAAAAUAUGCUAUUGACUCAGUAAAUAUAUUUUAUCUCUAAACAUAGGCGCAAACUCUUUUAAAAUAGAAAAUUUAUUUCAUUAAUUUGUCUGAAAUAAUAACCUGUUUAGGCAUGAGCUAAUAAUUAAGGGUGCUAGUUUUGUUAAUAUAGUGCCUAAAACACUCAAUUUCAAUCAAGUUUAAAGUAGGAUUUUCUUUUCUGAUUCAACAGGAACAAAAUACCCUUAUCAUCAGACAUAACUGUUUUUUAAAAUUGUGCUCUUACUACAUUUGAUAGAAAUUUUCAUCCUACAAUAUAUGUUGUACAAAGUUUGGAAAUAUGAACAAGAGCAAAAAAGGGGCAACUUUUAGAUGUCCAAGUAGGAAAUGUAAAACUCAACAAAUUAAAAGUGAUGUAGAUUUAGCUGUCCCAGUUUAUUUCCUAAAAUUAUACAUGAGCUGGUUAAAUGACUUCUCCCAUCUUAGCCAAUACUGUUUAGAACUUUUUCAGAGGCCUGGAGGCUCUGAGUUUAUAUUUAUAAAUGUAUGUUCUGAAAUUAAUCUUAAAAGAAGCAGUUAUUGAGAAUACUUUUUAAAGAAGUAUUUAAAUAUUUAGACAGAUGUUAGAAAUGUCUUUUUUUUGUUGUUUUGAAAUGAGGUUACCUAUAUUUUGGUUUUAUUUUGUUCCAAGUUUAAAUUAUUUACUUUGAGUGGGAAAAGUCUGAAACCUUUAUCAUGGGGUUGCUGAUAUGUGUAAUUAUUGAUGAAAUGUUCACUCUUUGUCUCUCUAGAGGCUUAGAAUCUCAACCAUGUGUCAGGUCAAACAGUAUUAACACCAACUGUACUUAGGUGUGUGAGGCAGGACAUUUGUAAAUGAUGCUCGCUGCCUGUCCUUGGCUACCUGUUCUCCUUUGAGAAUGCUAGGUACCAAAUUGUAAACGUUUCAGUUUUUAGUUAUAUAUUACAUUUUAGGCUGAUGAAAAAUUUAAAUGUAACUUUGUGGGAACACUGAUUUGUAUUAAAAUGUAAAUGUCUAUAGCACUUUCUUGCAGUUAAUUCUAAAACUUUGAAUGCUAAAGCUUAUUUUGUCAGUGGUUUAGAUGAUUUGAAAAUGCAUGUGUGAUUUUAAUUUUGUAAUUGUUUUUGAUAAGCAUAAUUUACUUGGACAACUUUGUAGCUAGCCUUAAUUUCUGGCCAAGUUUGUUCUUCAUAUAUACAUAAACAUAUAUACAUACAUACAAACAUAUAUACACACACAUAUAUGUAUAUAUAUAUAAUGUGUGGUUGUAAAUUCAUACACUUAUCACAUGGAUGUGUUACUGUAUACGAAACUCUUAAUGCUUUAUUCUCUAAUGCUGGGUUGAAAAAAUGUUUUUUGAAAGCCUUUUAAAAUAUAUAUCUUUAUAAACUAAUAUUCAGGAUGAUGAUGGAAAUUGUUUAUAUUGUUAUGAUAAAAAUGAUGGUAUAAUGUUGCCCAGUGUAUUUAAUGAUUUAUUUGAUUAGGGAGAGGGGAGGAAGAUUCUUAUACCACUUUCUCCUUUGAAAAUUUCAGUUAUUGGUUUUUUAAAAAUUAGUAUUUUGGGCAAUAGACAUUUUUUCAGGAUCGUUUAGGUGAUAUCCUGUGUGCUGAAUAGUUUGUGGCAAAUUAAUUUGGUUUGAAUAUUUAAUUCUAUUCUUUUCAACUUGACAUUCAGAUUAGAAUAAAGUAGAAAGGCUCAGAGUGGCAUGGUUGACACUCUGGGUAAGUUUGUUAAUAACUCUUGCAUCACCCUUAAAACUCCCCUUUGGAUUCAGUGUUCACACACGAGUUCUCUUCCCAGUAGGGCGUAUUCAUGUGGGUGGGGGGCUGUAAAAUGAUGCACACGUAGAGGUGAGACACUCACUUUAAUAUUUAAAGUUAUGGAAAUAUUUUCAAAAAAUGUUUUGUUAUAGAAUAUGCUGUUUGUCCCCGUACCUGCCCACCUCUUGCUCUGCCCUCUCUUCAAGCAGAUAACAGCGAUCUUUCUUGAAUAAGUGUAGCUGGGAGUGGGGGAGAGCCCCAGACUUCUUUAAAAUCUAAGAGUGCAGAUAAAUUAAUUCCUGGCUUGGUUGUGGCAGCAUGUGCUCUGAAAUUUCUAAAAGAAAUUCUCCAUAUGUGCACCCUAAUUACGGUGUCUCUUCUCCCCCCGAGUGCUGUGAAUACACCAGACCUCCACACUUACACAGGUCUAGCUCCUAGAGCUCCUUGCACCAGCUUGCCUUUCCUACUCCUGUCAAUCCAGAGUUGGGUGUGAAUUGCCGAAUUAGCUGCUAUUCUCAUAUAGAGCCACAAUUAAGCUUCUUCUUACCCUUUUCUGUGGGGAAGCUAUAGGAUGCGUAAGGAGGAAAUUUAGAGUGCUUACCUUUGCUGAAAAUACUAGGACCUUCCUGUGACAGGAUAAAACAAAUUGUAAUUAAGUAUAAACCAGAACCAGAGCUACCUCUAAGUAGUGUUUCCUCAAGCACAAAGCUCUCAGGCAUAUGAGACCCACUUUAGUGGAGGGUCUCUGAUUUCUUGAGUAUCAGCGAAUUUCAGAAGUUACUGUCUUUUGUACUCUUCUAGUUUCCUUGUAACUACAUACUUUUUCCCCCAUUCCACACUGUGCUUAAAUGACAAAGACUCUUCUGAGAAGCCAAAUUCUGUCCAAUUAUUACCUAGAGAUCUUGUUGAUUAAAGAAAAACCUAGAACUGAGGUGGGAGAAGAGACUUAGUUCUGGUUCUAAUUGCCUUUUUUUCUGGAAAAUGAUCUCUGAAAUGAAAUGGGAUGAUAUUUUAAAUGCUUAAGUUGAAGGCACAGCAGUAAUGCCUGUAUUGUUGCUCUUCUGUGGCUGACAUGUUUUUGAUAUAGCUUUAAAAUUUCUGCUGCUAAGCUUGAGGUAGAGUAUUAUACCAGUUUUAAAUAUUGGCUGCAGCUUUUUGUGAUCCUACUCUGAUUUGCAGUGUAAUAACUUCACAAGCUAAAUUUUCAGAAAGAAUUUUGUUUCAUAUUAUGCCUCUUGUCUGUUUGGGAGCAAACAUGUCUUUUCAAUCAUGGGACUGACAAACGACAAAUAAAAGUUAUUUCUUAAUCUA